Rhipicephalus sanguineus (brown dog tick) is the source of this 12549-nucleotide messenger RNA. RefSeq names its product multiple PDZ domain protein. Gene Ontology annotation, molecular function: protein binding. The record is from RefSeq and is a predicted model, not a curated record. The coding region runs from base 206 to 6514 and encodes 2102 amino acids. NCBI's taxonomy places the organism in Eukaryota, Metazoa, Arthropoda, Arachnida, Ixodida, Ixodidae. The transcript has 35 exons.
GCAACUCGAACGCGCCUUCGACAUCGCUGUUUGUGCUUGUUUAUUUAGGUUGUGCUCGCCGCCGAGUAGUGUUGUAGGUAGACUUAUUGUUUUCGAGUUCGCUUUUUUGUUUGCCGCUUCCUUCGCUUGUCUCCCGUGACACCUGUGCUAUGCGGUGCCGAGUGCUGCUGGUACGUGCGCUCGGAACGAGGGAAGCCACCUCAGCAUGAUCACCAAAGAAGCAACAGCGGCAGUUGCUGAGGCGGUGAAAGCCCUUGAACGCUUCCGAGAGUCUCUGAGUCCCGCUGCCGCCGCUGAGCACGAAGAAGACCUCAAUGCUCUACUCGGAGUGCUGGCAGCGGACCCAGUGCUGGGACGCGUCUUGGCACUGCAGGACUCACUGUCUCAGCUGCGACGGCACCUCCAGCGGCACCCUUCGCUUCUGCCCAACGACUUCGACUUUUGCCCACAGACGGGCGCGCUCACCCUUGGUGCUGGCGCCGUUCAGCUGGGCGAGGAUGAGAUCGACCGCGAGGAGACCAGGGACGAAGAGGACGAGGACGAAGAGGAAGACGACAACAAUAACAACAACAACAACUCGGACUCUUGUGAGCCGAGCUCCGAAGCCGACCAGAGCCUUUCGCACUCGGCGUCUGCUGCCGGGGCCGUGCUGCACUACUCACCCGAGCUGAGUGGGUCAUCAGUGGUGCACUGUGGCGGCCGGGCUGUGACGACACCGGGCUACCUGGAGGAGUUUGAGCGAGCGAUAGUGAGGGGCGCAGCGGGGCGACAGGUGCUCCACGUGGAGCUGGCCAGGCCGCCCGGUGCCAGCUUGGGAUUCAGUGUCGUCGGACUGCGGUCACCAUCCAGGGGCGAGCUCGGCAUCUUCGUCCAGGAGCUGCAGCCGAACGGCAUUGCCCAGCGGGAUGGACGCCUCGAAGAAGGAGACCAGAUCCUGGCGAUAGACGGCCAGCCACUGGACAGCAACAUCUCGCACCAGCAGGCCAUUGGCAUUCUCCAACAGGCCAGGGGAACCGUGCAACUUGUGCUUGCCCGGGGUACACCGGUCAGUGCCACUCCACCCGCCACCCAAGGCACCCCUCCCCCUCAUUUGCCGUCGAGUUCCCUCUCCGGAUCCGCGACUGCUGGAAGCACCAAGUCGGCAGCCGACCGGGAAGAAGCCAUGGUGCUGGGCACAGAGUGGGCCGAGGUGGAAGCUGUCGAGCUGCUCAACGAUGGCUCGGGCCUCGGGUUUGGCAUCAUUGGUGGCCGCAGCACGGGUGUCGUCGUCAAGACUGUUUUGCCUGGCGGCGUUGCAGAUCGGGAUGGGCGGCUGCAGAGCGGGGACCACAUUCUGCAGAUCGGCGACGUCAACUUGCGUGGCCUGGGCUCGGAGCAGGUGGCCUCCGUCCUGCGUCAGGCAGGGGCCCGAGUGCGCCUCGUGGUGGCGCGCCCCUCAGAGUCCGGUGACCUGCCGGCGCCUCGGCCCGCAUCGCUGCCGCCGCCCCUUGUGCUGCCCACCCGGCUCCUUGCCGACGCCGAGGAGCUGGAGCGGCGCCUGCAGAUCCACAGUGCCACCGUCGCCAUGGCAGCGGCCACAGGGGGGAAGCCCGGGUCACCUCUGCUUUCUGAAAUGGCGCUGGACGAACUUCCCGAGACCGAGUCCUUCGAAGUGGAGCUAGUGAAAGACCAGCAGGGAUUGGGCAUCACCAUUGCUGGCUACGUCUGUGAAAAGGGCACCCAAGAUGAGAUCUCGGGCAUCUUUGUGAAGAGCAUCGCUAAGGGGAGCGCCGCGGAUGCCAGCGGCUGCAUCCGCGUCAACGACCAGAUCAUCGAAGUGGAUGGCCGGCCCCUCCAGGGUUACACCAACCACCAAGCCGUCGAGGUGCUCCGCUCGACAGGCAAGUGCGUGAAGCUGCGACUAGCUCGGCACCUUCGCGGGGCCCGCUACCUUCAGCUGCAGCACGCCGUUGCGCUCUCGGACGCCAGCAGCCUGCCACCGCUGCCGACCACGCCAACGCUGACGCCGGGACACGUGACACCGGUGUCGUUGCCGGGUAGCGCCCCGCUGACACCGGAGCAGCCACCACCACCCCUGCGGUCACCCGUGGAAGACGGCCUUGUCACCAGUGCUGUUACAGACAUGACCUCCUUUGCUGCUCCAGAAGAGGAGGAUAUGUUGUAUGCUGGUGAGCUGGAUCCAAAAACGGAGGCAUCUAUCAUGGCCCACUGGAGCAAGGUGGUGGGGCCGGACUUCGAGAUUGUGGUGGCCCAGCUAAGCAAGUUUGAGCCUGGAGGAGGCCUUGGCAUCUCGCUCGAGGGCACGGUCGACGUGGAAGAUGGCCGAGAGGUGCGCCCGCACCAUUACAUCCGCUCGGUGCUGUCUGACGGCCCUGUGGGACUCAACGGCCGCCUGCGCCCUGGCGACGAACUGCUUCAGGUGAAUGGGCGUCAACUGCUAGGUCUGCACCACCGCGAGGUGGUGGGUGCCCUGAAGCAGCUGCCCCUGCACGUGCGACUGGUGUGUGCCCGCCCCCUUCCCCCGCCCCUGCCCCUGCACGGACCACCCCCGGUCAGCACCGCCUGGCGGUCGCCCUCGCGGGCAGCCUCCGACGAGCCGGACCCCUUUGCGUGCGAUGACAGCAGCAGCUACAUGGGUAUGGCGCAGAGUCCUCUGGCGCAGCGGCCCUCGUCGUCGUCGUCAGCGUCCCCGCCGCCGCCCCCCCUGCUGUCCGGCUCGCUGCCCGCCCUGGUCAAGGCCAAGUCGGAUGGAUCGCUGGCCCAGUCGGACUGGGAGGAGGGCCUGCCCGGCGGGGGCCCCCUGGUCAAGCUGCGGUCACGUUCCCUCGAGCCCCUGACGGGCCUCGCCAUGUGGAGCAGCGAGCCCCACGUGGUUGAGCUGCUCAAGGGGGACCGGGGCCUUGGCUUCAGCAUCCUUGACUACCAGGACCCGAUGAACCCGAGCGAGACGGUGAUCGUCAUCCGCAGCCUGGUUCCCGGCGGUGUGGCCCAACAAGACGGCCGGCUCAUCCCGGGCGACCGGCUGCUCUUCGUCAACGACGUGCCGCUGCAGCACGCGGGGCUCGAUGCCGCCGUGCAGGCCCUCAAGGGGGCGCCCCGGGGCAUCGUACGCAUCGGCGUCGCCAAGCCGCUGCCCCUGCCGCCCCCCGACUCCAUGGGCGGCGGCGCGCCCGUCUCGUCCGCUUCCUGCACGCAGCCCGAGCCACCCGAGAAUUCUAUAUCAGUGGACUCGGAUGAAAUCAGUGCCAUCCAGCCUCCAGAUGAGCUCUGGAAGGCGUCUUCAGGGACCGUUGUUCUACACAACACAGGUGGAUCUUUAGGUCUGAAGCUGCGCUGGCAGCACGGCAUCUGGACCAUCUCGGACGUGGAGCCCGGCUCUGCUGCGGCCAGGCAUGGGGAGCUACGCGUCGGGGACAUCGUGCUCUCCAUCAAUGACCAGAUGCUCUCGGAAAAGACGCAGGGCGAGGUUGCUGCCAUCCUCGCUCUGGUACAGGAUCUCAGCGUGGUCUUCAUCAACUAUCUCAGGGAGGUGGAAGGAGAGCCUGCGGAACCGCCUCCACCGAGUCCAUCAGUGGAGAAGGUCAAAAUGCGCAAGGUCAACGGAUUCAAGGAGGAGGUCGUCAAAGCGGGUAGUACGUCAGCGCCGGGACGACCUCGUCGGACAUCCCUACUCGUGCCAUCGACUGGUCCGCUGGGCCUAUCGCUUCCGCGGCGUCACUCGACGGCCCCUGACAUGGAGACGAUGGUGGCCGCAGUGCACAACAUUGCCUCGUCAUACGUGCCUUCGCUCAGGGAUUCCAUGUCAUCGUCAAAAGAGCUGCUGGUCCCGUCCAGCCGAAGCCCGACUUCGACGCCCAGCCCGAGCGCCUCGCCGCAGCCCUCGUGGCCGGCGCGGACGCCCUCGCCACUGCUGUCGCCACCCGUCCACCCUCUGCAGCAUCUUUCCUCUUCCCUGCACCAGCAGUGGGGUCCCGAGCGCGAGGUCGAGCUGGUGCGCGAGCUGCCUCAGCAGCGAAACCUGGGCAUCAGCAUUGUGGGCGGUCACGUCGACCUCUUCCGGCACUCGCAGGAGGGCGGCCCCGUCGACAGCCGCAGUGGCGUCUCGGGCAUCUUCGUCAAGAACGUGCUGCCGGACAGCCCGGCAGGCCGGCUGGGAGCCUUUGGUCGGGGUGAUCGUAUCCUUGAGGUGGAUGGCAUUGACCUUCGAGAAGCGACACACGACCGAGCCGUGGAGGUCAUCCGGAAUACCGGGACCCACGUCAAGUUCAGGCUACAAUCUCUUCUACCUACGCCCAAGGACAGCAUUGACGAUGCAAGCCAGGAGGCUUCGCCACGGUUACUCUCACCACAGCCUUCAUUUGAAGCCGUGAGCCCUCAGCGUAGUCCCUUGGCGGUGACCAAGUCGCUGUCGCGUGAGUCUCGCCUCAGCGUAACAUCCCAGCUAAGCCGGAGUGCCAGCCAGGGUAGCCAGGAAGGUUUGGAGCCACCCCCAGAGCCCACCAAGAAAGUGCUCACCAUGCAUGGUGUGGAGAUCGACAUGAACAGUGCGGGAAGCAUCACGCGUGAGGAGCUCUCUGAGGACGAGGAAGAGGAGGAAGACGUCUACGGCUACACCAUGAAGAAGAUCGAGCGCAAGUAUCAGGAGCUCAAGCUGGCUGGCGGGGAGCUGCUCCUCGUGGAGCUGCAGAAGGGACCCAGUGGCCUCGGACUCUCGCUAGCCGGCAACAAAAACCGCAGCCGCAUGAGUGUCUUUGUCUGCGGCCUCCACCCAAAUGGCCAGGCUGCCCGCGAUGGCCGCAUACGGGUGGCCGAUGAGCUCCUCGAGGUGAACGGGGUCGUAAUGUACGGCCGGUGUCACCUCAAUGCCUCGGCCAUCAUCAAGAGUCUUCCGGGCCCCACGUACAAGUUCGUCCUUCACAGGAGAGAAGACGCAGUGGAGGACAUGGCCGUAAAGCCCCUCACUCAGUACCCGAUGCAACUAGACGAGCAGGGGCACGAAAUAAAAUAUGCAAACUACCGAGGGGUCAGGACUGUUACCGUGAAGAAGGGGACACACGGCCUGGGCAUCAUGAUCCUGGAAGGUCGCCACGCGGAAGCCGGCCAGGGCAUCUUCGUCUCAGACAUUCAGGAAGGGAGCCCCGCCCACCAGGCUGGCCUCGGAGUGGGUGACAUGAUCCUCGAAGUCAACGGCACCGACGUCACUGGUGCCGAUUACGACACGGUGGCGCAGCUCUUGAAGCAGGCCGAAGGGGUGCUGACGCUGAUUGUGGCGAGGCCCAUGGGUAACGUGGUGCCGCUGCUCAAGAAGAAGGCCGCUUCCAUAGAAACCCAGGAGCCCUCGCGGACGGUCCCGUCCAACCGCAAAAGCACGGUGGGCUCCCUGGCACUUUCGCACUGUUCGUCGAAAUGCCGGCCCUCUCCGUCAUCCCCCGACGGCCGCCUGCCAUCGCCCCUGCUGUCUCCGCUGCGGCCGGAAACUGUGGCCGAACACACGCCAGACCAGACGCCCCAGAAGCCGGACAGCGGCACCACCUCGCCGGCAUCGGACGUCAUCCGGCCGGGCCGCCCGACGGCCAUCGAAAUCACCAAGGAGAAACUGGGUCUGGGCCUCAGCAUAGUCGGCGGUUCCGACACGCCUCUGGGUGCAGUCAUCAUCCACGAAGUGUACCCCGACGGUGCUGCUGCAAUGGAUGGUCGUCUUCGACCUGGUGACCAAAUUCUGGAGGUGAACGGCGAGGAUCUGCGAGAGGCGUGUCACGAAGCUGCCAUUGCCGCUCUGCGGCAAACUUCGUCGGUGGUGCGGAUGCAGGUGCUUCGUGAGGAAGAGCCGCAGCAGGACAUCCUCACUGUCGAGCUGCACAAAAAGGCCGGGCGCGGUCUCGGCCUGAGCAUCGUGGGCCGGCGCAAUGCACCGGGUGUCUUCAUCUCUGAGGUGGUGCGUGGUGGAGUAGCACAGUUGGACGGCCGCCUCUGCCAAGGUGACCAAAUCUUGGAAGUUAACGGCCACAGCUUGGCGGCUGCCAGCCAGGAGGAAGCGGCUGCCCUGCUCAAGACCACCAUGGGCCGCAUCUGUUUGCGCGUGGGGCGCCUGCGCCGGGCACCAUCGCAACGUGCCACUCAGGUGCCCGUGUCACGCUCGGACUCCACUGCUAACGGACCCAUGACCGUGACCCUGGAACGAGGCUCAGAAGGCCUGGGUUUCAGCAUCGUCGGCGGUGCGGGGUCGCCGCAUGGCGACCUCCCCAUCUACGUGAAGACAGUGUUCGAAGAAGGUGCCGCGGCUCGCGACGGCCGACUGCGCCGCGGACAUGCCAUUCUGUCGGUCAACGGCCACUCGCUGGAAGGACUGUCGCACCAGCAAGCCGUCGAACUGCUCCGCGACGCCCGCGGAACCGUCGAACUCGUUGUCCUCGACACGUCGGUCUUGGAGACGGCAGCGCCAAGCCCCGCGCAGAGUCCGACGACGACAACGCCGCCGGCAUCGCUGUUUGCCGUGACUGAUCAUUCAUCGUGAUGACGAUGAACAUGUGGUGUGCUACUCGGUGAAGUGCGUGCAGCAACGUUGAAGUGCUACCUUUGUGCACAUUGUGGCAGCAGUGUUAUCCGCCGGUAAGGCCACGUGAAGCCUUUCCUCGUGCAACAAAAAGAAAAACUGAUGUGGAAAAGAAGUCACUGCCCACCCAAUGCACUUGGGAAAUCUUUUUCUCCUUGCAAAAACAGGCGCGCCUGCAGUGCACACGUUUUCAAGGGUACAGCUCGCUUUAUUUUCCAUCUCUGUUUUGAUCUUAACACUCCUACAAACACAAUCCAUGCAGCUGUGUCAAGCGUGCCUUUAUCCAGACGAACGGGGGGAAAAAGACAGUACAUCUCUUUAAUUUUGCGUAUGCGACUGAAGUGAGUGCGUGAAUUCCUUGUUUUUUCCCCUCCGGGCAGGUUCCCGGAUUGUGCGUAAGCCAUGGCUUUGCAGGUGCCAUUGAAGUUGUGUCAUUGCCUGGUGUGUUUUUUUUUUCUUUUCAUCUUUCACCAGUGUCACUGUAGGUACCUCGCACUUUCUUUUAGUGUCUCGUUACCGUCAUUUUAGUUAGGGUCAUUAUCACUUGUACUGUCGCUUCAUCUAGAAACUGGUGCCGAGGGGGGAGUCGAGUGCCGCGGGGUGCUUGUUGCGUUGUUCGACGAUGUUCAAAGAGACGUCUUUUCUCUCGUUGAAGGCCAUGGCAUCUCUUUUGUUACUUCUUGGAUGCUCUUGCAUUUUCUUCACCUGCUUCUUUGGAGUCUCUAACAGAAUGCCCCGUGCACACGAAACAAAGCUUAAUGCAUGAAAUUUGUGCAAACAGCCUCGAAAGAAGCCGAUUGAUACAAGAACAAAUGUGCUCUAAGCAAUCGGAUCUGCUUUAAAUAUGGGCAGAGGUGGAACAAAGAGGUGUUUGAGGCCCUCCGACAGAUAACUACCGUAAUCAAGAGAUAAACAAAGACAUGUGAGGUACAUUUGCAUGCACGCAUGGCCAUCGCUCCUUCUUCUCCUUCACCUAAACACAGAGAAGCGCAGCUGUUUCUUUUUUUCUUUCUAAUUUUAUCGGAGAUGCUACAUGGGACCAUUGAAGUCGAGUUCGGUCAAUCCCUCCAUCACCGGUGAAUACGUUGGCAGUUUCGCGGCAUUUUCUUAGCGGGCAGACGUACCUGCCCAGGCGACACAACUAAACUUCCCGGAUCAUGUUGUUGUUUGCAUCCUCCCUCUUUUUGAGAUGGUUUAAGUCGUCGUCGCGAGGGAAGUACCCCACGAAGGGGUUAUGGGGAUGACUUUUCCUGAGCACUUUGGGGGGGCCCCUGCGCUGAGCGUCGCGGUAGUUGUAAAUCUCUGGGUGCCAUCGUUCGGGCCACACUUCUUGCAGCUUUGCACUCAAUGGGACCAAAAACCAAGUUGCACACGUCGAAAACACUCCACACAUAGACACACAGACAACACUCGGAGAGUGCACGCUACACUGGUAGCGCACUGGAGUCGGGGAAAGCAACAGUCGAAAGGGCACCAGAUUCUGCGUCCUCUGUUCAUCUAGUGGGCAAAGUUGCAGUGUACUUGAUUAACGCCUUACAAGCAAAAAAAUCUCCCAUCACUCAUCUCUAUCACGUUGGUGCCAGUUGGCGAAUGAUAACCAACGCCAGAAUCAGACAUAGUUGUCCAUUUGGCGUGGACACGCGCAAAACGGGGUUUGCAGACGACGUCACGGAAGCAAUUUUACUUCCCGAAACGCAGUCAAGGACCAAAUACUAUGUACGAAUUGCAUAUCGUAUCUGCCGCUCAAGAAGCCCAGAGAAGAAUCUACACGGAAACUUUUAACGUAAACGCUUUCUUUUUCUUCUCUGCAAAAGCGAGCUUGAUUUACUGUUACAGGUGUCGACGAUAAAGUGUGCGCACUGCUGUUUAGAACAACAGAACCAAAUAUGCACUCAUGUAACUCGUCAUUAAAAAAAAUAUAUCUCACAUAGAAUUCUGUAUGGCCUAAUCAUCACCUGCUUAAUCGAGUUUCUAUUGUCAACUGUACCACCGCAUUUACGAUUUUUACGAUAAGAGCAUUGUCGGGGCAUCGUGCCUGUUGAAUGUGCUUUUUUUUUCCCGUGUAAGCAGGUGAUGAAUGUACUUGGAUGUCGCGACAUGUCCCGAUAAAAAACAAACAAAAAAAUUACCUAGAGGUAAACUGCGCAUCUUGCAUUUGUAGCGUUCGUCGCUGCAAAGUUUCGACCUUAGAAAUUGUAAACUGCCUGCACUUGCAGUUAUUUGAUUACUGCGCCACCUCGCCCUUGAUUUUUCUCAUUUCUUAGACGGACUGUGAUUUCGCACCGUGUACGAAGUUUUGCAGAGUUGGUGUCGCGUCUUGCGGUGCUUGCGAACCAGACAAAGUGUUGUGGAGUUGGAUUCCUGAAGAAACGUAGCGUAGUGGCAGAAGUUAUGACCAUCGCUACUUCUUGUAAUUAAAUUUUAACGCUUCACAUCAAGAGUCUCCCUUCUUGAUAACAACCCUCAUCUCAUAUUUGCUCCCAAGAUUUUAAAGCGUUUUCUUUCACUGUGCCAAUUGUUGGCUUUGCGCACGGUACAGAUAUGUCGGUUUUAUUUUGUGCUCUUUUUAAUGAAUCCAGAGAGCAUUUUUUAAUACAGUCUACAUUCACUGAAUGUGUUAAGGUUUUCAUUUUUGUGAUUUGCUUGCGUUUGGAGCAUGAAGUUUUAUCGGUUGGUGCAUUUUUAUCAAAGCCUGUCUCAUCGCUGUACUUUGAACAGUGUCUGAUUCGCGUGCCAUCAAAUUUUGUUGCGGCGAGCACGACGCGUACACCUGCAUUAUGUACAUCUAUGAAAAGUUGCACUGUCAGUGCAGAAAACCACACAUGUGACACACUUCGCCAAGUUUUUAGAAACACCACGUGAGCCUGAAAAUACAGUUCUUUUGUAAGGACGAUUGAAUGGAAAGGGCUGUUGGAAAGACACGAUUUUUUUUUCUCAAAUUCGAACUCAGUCUGCUUCUGUUAAUUCGACUAUAGCAGAACAGAUGGAACCAAUCAAGUUCCCUGACUGGUUGAAUUAAACCAGGCUGGGAAAGAAAUGCCCAAACAUGCCACUGCCGCGUUUCGCAGUAUUGGCCAGAUUGUGACGCUCACCCAGUUUUUACGGGCCCAAAGCUAAAUACAUCGCACACCCAAUUUUAAUGCACACCAAAUUCUAUGACGAAAAUGUAUUGUACUCCUAGUAGGAUGAAGCCUGCAUAGUUUACCGUCACACAACUGACAACUGAAAUUGGAUUUAUGCUUAGUAUUAUCCUAAACAGCUUUUUAUCAUUGUCUGUAAAAUGUAACAUAACGCACUCAUUGCGUCUGAUGUUCUUUCUAUGACCAUUGUGCUGCGGUCGCCAACAAAAUGGAGGCUACAGCUUAGGGCUGCAGCCACUUUACCAGUUCGUCUCGCGAUGUACGCUUCUCAAGAGCAGCAUGACUCUCUUGCCGCCACGUUACGUGAAAUAAUCUAACUUUUGAAAGAGUUUUCAUAAUUAUAACCCAGAAAGUGACACAUUGUCACUGCUAUAUACCACAUAAAUCUUUUUCUGCUGCUUGUUUUACGAUGAGGAUGGCUGAGACGAUAACUCUGACUGUAGGCACUUGCCCACGCCACGAAAUCGUUUUCAGUUUCACACCCAAUUGUAAAGCACGUGUAAUUGCCAACCAAUUUUUAUGUAAAAACGGCACGUUUUAUAAUCAGGCAGAUGUGUUGCAAAUCAGUUCUGCGAAAUCAUUCCGUGUGAGCUGUCGUUUUUGCUUCAACAAAUCUCUUAAAGGCAGGGAGAAAACUGCAAAUUUCAGCGUCAUUGAUCAACUUAUUGACUCACCAAAACCAAUCUGCUUGGCACGUGUGUGUUGGUUGGUGAUGCUCAGAAUAUUAUCCAGUGAAAACCGCUUGCAAGAUCGAAAUAACUAAACAUUUGGGCACUGGCCAGCAAGUUAGCCUAAAUUGAUUUUUCAGGAGUUUCAGAAAUAAGACUUCUGAAGUUGAGUCACGUGCAUGAUAUUUUGUUGACAUUAUGCUUUUAAUGGUGUAAGAAUAUUUGAAGGAAUGUGCAAAAAAUCAAGAUUUAUUUCUUUCAACACAUCAGUCUUGUCAGCUAGGAAGCUCAUAAACUAGCAAGUAAUAGUAUCUAGAGUUUACGUGCCAAUAAACUAGCGAGAUAUGGAAAACAACCACAGCUCCCAGUUGCCCUAAACUAAGGCACUUGAACUGCACCAUGUGCAAGGAUCUUUUUUUUUUUUUUUUUUUCGGGGCAGGAAGCUCUCAGUAAUCAUAAUCAUAUUAAUAUUCAGAGAACCCAAAUACGAAAUUUUUUAUUCAAACACUUCGAUUUGGAAGAAGCGUAGGGAGGCUGUUGGAAAUUUCGAACAUUCCCUCACUCCUAGUCAUUGCGUUUUUGACACCAUAGUCGUUGACUUUUUCCAAACACAAACACGGUUCCCAGUGCACAUGCUAGGAGCCAGCGAUCACACCUUACACAUGAACGUACGUAUAGACGAGUAUUUCCAAAACUGACAGUGCCACAGCACAGUCAAAUUCUGCACAAGUCGCGAGCAAACUGGGCGGGCUACACUUGCGCAACGAUACCGCGUCAAACAUUUGUGCUGUGUAUAAGAAGGUGGGAAGCGAAGCUUUGGCAAAAAGCGCGUCCAUUUUGUUAUUUUUUUCUUCUCGUCUUCAUCGCCGAGAACUACAUUGAGGGCAUCUUGGCGGGCGCUUCAUGAAAGGCGCACAUUACCUUGCUGCACUUUCCAGAGUUAUUUCGUUUCUGUUGCCACUAAUCGAGUAUAUCAGUGUGCUUCAAGCACCGAGAGCGUACAUGCCAACGACAUUGUAGAUAGCAUCACAUUUUUUUUGUGCUCUUUCGUGCUCUCAUGCUCAGUCGGCCAGACACAUCCUGGUGCAAUAGCAUGCGUAAUCGUGUGAGGGAGGUGAGCAUGCUUUUAAAUGUCAUGUUAUCCUGUUGCCAGAUUUCGGGUUGAGGCAUGCUGUUAUCGUGUGUUUGGUCCUGGCUGUCAGGCCAUGUCGGCUUUUCAGUGCAAGCCUGUUCGGUUAUGCACUAGCAUGUGAGUACUACCUCUGCUUGGUGCAGUGUUGCCAGCAUGGGCUGAUUGAUCAUUCGUGGCUGGAGAAAUGGUUGGAUUAGCGCAAGCACUAAAUGCAGUUGAAGGAAUUAACGUUAGCGCUGGCUUACAGAAGCGUAAAACAAAUCCACUACAAAGCAACAACUCAUUAGUUUACAAGCAUAGCUGGUCCUGUCUAUGUUCUCUUUGCAUGCUUUUAUUUGCGUAAGCACUCGUUUAGUGGGGGAUGAAAUCAGAUCUCGAGUUUCCUUUUUCGAAAAUUCUGCAUCCUGUGUGUUACAUUUGAUAUUAGGCUGCUGUAAAGGACUUCAUAGUGUUUGCACAUAUUUAGGAUACUUUUGUUAUGCACCCUACAUUUCUAUAUUACGAGGCUGCCCACUUUUCAGUAAUCAUUCGUUAUUGGUAAACAGUUAUGCAGUACAAAGCAUGCUAAAUCUUUAAGUGGUGUAAAUUUAAACUGUGCAAAAAUUUGUUGGUUGCUCGCCCCUAGUUUUGAUCUCCUGCAUACUUAUAUAGUACCUUCAUUUAGUGUCCACCAGUGCUUCUUGUUAACAGCGGCAUUGUGCAAUAGCAGAAGAGGUAAACGACACAAGAAACAAAUAUUUAUUUUCCACUAUUGGCCCCCAAAUGCACAAGGUGCAAUGUCAUGUGUGAUACUCGAAAUAAAUGAAAUGGUUUAAGAUUUUCGUCAACUCUUAAUAGGCGUACCGCUGCUUUUACCUGUGAAACGAAUGGCCACUGUUCAGUGCCCUGUAUGUUAUUAGUGUUCCGUUUACUGCGUCCUGCACUUGUGUGGACUCUAAUUGUUACUCCAGCCAGAAUCGAGGUAGACUUGGGGAGCUGUUGAUUCGAUGCUAGAAGCAAGUGUUUUAAUGAAAAUUGUUUCACGAAGACUUAAAAUAAAAUGUCAUGGUGUGGCAA